AUGACGGAUAAGUUUACCGUCAACCAUACAGCGACAUCAUUCAUGGAACAACUAAAUAAUAGCAUCACUGAUAUACCGACCGAUGCCGUGUCCGAAGAAAUGCGCUGCCAAUACUCGAGCAAACGCUGCUUGAAGGAACGCACUCACAAGAAAAGUGGUGGACUGCACAAAUUCUGUGCCAUGCACCGCGAGAAAGCCAAUCGCAAUCAAAUGCGUCUGGAUCAUCGACGUCGUGUUUUAAAGCAGCAGCAAAGGGAAAAACAUCAGCUACAACAGUCACAUUGGAUGCAACAGGUUCAGACACAGCAGCAGAUGCCGUGGUUUUGCUCCCAGUCAUCUACUGCUAUGGCAGUAGGACAAGAUGUCUGCUAUGGUAACAGGAUGCAGCGCAGUCCUGUUCGCGCCAAGCCCAUGUCACCACCGAACAUGACCAUGAGCAUGUGCUUACCAUUGCAAGUCUAUCAGACAUUGGAGACGCAGCCACAACAGCUCGAGCAGCAGCCAACUUCCAAUCUCCCGCUAUUCGAUCAGCAUGAUCUCGAUAUUUUGGAAGCAAUGCUAUUUACGAGCGACGAAGAGCAAAACGAUGCCACCCCGAUAGGUCAUUGCAGCACGCCCCGAUUCCAUCACUCACCGUCUAUACUUAAUGUUUGA
Peronospora farinosa is the source of this 654-nucleotide messenger RNA. The record is from the annotation of a GenBank genome assembly. NCBI's taxonomy places the organism in Eukaryota, Oomycota, Peronosporomycetes, Peronosporales, Peronosporaceae.